Molecule: messenger RNA, 2351 nt
Organism: Sorex araneus (European shrew)
Lineage: Eukaryota; Metazoa; Chordata; Mammalia; Eulipotyphla; Soricidae
Gene: NAXD
Product: NAD(P)HX dehydratase
Exons: 10
Coding region: 182-1081 (299 amino acids)
Biological process (GO): metabolite repair
Molecular function (GO): ATP-dependent NAD(P)H-hydrate dehydratase activity
Source: RefSeq, a predicted model, not a curated record
CGGCGCGGGGCUGCGGGCGAGGUGAGGGCGCGGCGGGUGCUGCGGGGUCGGCGUGCGGGAUCAGUGCCGGGCAGUGGGGAGGCGGCGCCGGGGGUCCCCGCGCCCCUUCCCGAGCCGGGGGAAGCUGGGAAAGGUCCUGGAAAAGGGGUUCUCCCUGCGUGCCGCGCGGCCCGCCGCGAGUAUGGACAGUGCGGAGCGGCUGGUGAGGGGGCUCGUCCCUCCGCUGACCCACGACAAGCACAAGGGCAUGGACGGCAGGAUCGGCGUCGUGGGGGGCUGCCAGGAGUACACUGGGGCCCCCUACUUCGCGGCCAUCUCAGCCCUCAAAGUGGGUGCAGACCUGUCCCACGUGUUCUGUGCCCGGGACGCAGCGCCCGUCAUCAAGUCCUACAGCCCCGAGCUCAUCGUGCACCCGGUCCUCGACAGCCCCCAGGCCGUGGGCGAGGUGGACAAGUGGCUCUCGCGGCUGCACGUGCUGGUGGUGGGGCCCGGCCUGGGCAGAGACGACGCGCUCCUGGCCAGCGUCAAGGGCAUUCUUGAAGCCUCCAGAGAGCGGGACCUCCCUGUGGUCAUCGACGCGGAUGGGCUGUGGCUGGUAGCCCAGCAGCCUGGCCUCGUCCACGGCCGCCGGAACGCCCUGCUCACGCCGAACCACGUGGAGUUCCGCCGGCUCUGGGAGGCCGUGCUGGGGGAGCCCAUGGACAGUGGAGGUGACGGCCGCGCGGCCGUGCAGAGACUCAGCCAGGCCUUGGGCAACGUGACCGUGGUCCGGAAAGGGGAGCAGGACGUGAUCUCCGACGGCCGGCAGGUGCUCGUGUGCAGCCGGGAGGGCAGUGCCCGCAGGUGUGGCGGCCAGGGCGACCUGCUCUCCGGCUCCCUGGGCGUGCUGGCGCACUGGGCACUGCUCGCCGGGCCCGAGAAGACCCACAGCUCCAGCCCGCUGCUGCUGGCUGCCCUGGGCGCAUGCGCCCUCACCCGGCAGUGCAGCCGCCAGGCCUUCCAGAAGCACGGCCGCGCCACCACGGCCAGCGACAUGGUGGCCGAGAUCGGGGCCGCCUUCCACGCGCUCUUCGAGGCCUGAGCCCAGCCCCGGCCCAGGCCGCCUGGACUGUGCCCCAGUACCCGCCCUCAUGCCGUGUGAUGCUCACGGGAGUCGCCCCUCUCCCUUGGGGGUGCUGAGGGCCCGGAGGACAGGGGCUCGUGGCCGUGAGCACGUGGGGCGCCCAGCAGCAAAGGCCCUGUGGCGGCUCCAGCCCAGGUGCUGGCUCGCCCCCUCGCCUGAGGAGACGCGGAGACGCACCUGCCCGGGCCCUGGCCUGGCCGUCCAUGCCCAUCAAAGUGCUCCCGAGUCACUCCCAUUCCUUUGUUUAUCUGUAGCCACUUCUACAAGUUUAUCAGCUCUUCCCCUAAUCAGACUCUGUUAAUUUGUAAGGUCAGACCUUGCUAGGACAUUGAACUUGUAUUGUAGGUUAAUAUUGUCUUUCUCCUCUCUUAUGUCUUUUGAAUAGUUUACUUUAAAGCAAUGUCCUUUUUGUGUGGACAAAGAAAGACAUUUGUUAAUAUGCUUUGGUAACAUGGGACUUAAUUGGUUUCAAGUAUUAUUCAUUUCCGGGCAUCUGCUUUCUGGACUUAAGCCUCAGCUGCCCUUACUUCCUAGCACCCCGAAAAGCAGGGUCCCGACGAGGGACGGGACAGACCCAGGGCAAGCGGUAAGUUAUGUGCUAACCUGGCAUCAAGAUGGGCCUGGCCAAAGUGCCUAAUGCUUAACUAUAUCUUAAGAGCUUGGUCAUGGGCUAGUCAUGUCAUGAUUCAAAAGCAAGGAGGAGACUAGGGCCCUGCUAGGGCUAGGAAAGACUAAUCUGGCCUGAACACUGUAGUCUGAGAUCGAGGUGACACCCCCCCCCCCCAGAGCAAUUCUAUAAGCUUAAUGCGUCUCUUGCUAUGUCCAUACAAAACGAUUCAUAAUAUGAAUACUUAUAUGUUAGUUGGACAAAGAGAGGAGAAACACACCAUGGGAUUCUGCUCUUGGGUGAUGUCCUGCUGAGAGAGAUUCUGUCCUAGUGAAAGCACUAGGGAUAGAACUUUACCCCCUAUUGCUCGUAACCACACCUAUGCUUAAGCCCUGGCCCAGCCAGAUGCUGGGGGGAUAUAUAAGGUGGCUGUGAGAGGGGGCUGGGGGAAGUGCUGUCGAAUUCCAGGGCCAGUCCCAGGCCAGAUCUGGAGAAGGUAGAUCUAGAUCGAGACCCAGAGAAGGAGAAUGAAGUAGGAGGGGGGAGGGAGAAGCAGGAGGAGACUCAGAGGAGAGUGGAGAUGGGAAUGGAAUAAACUGCGACUGAGACCACCCAGCCUGG